This is a messenger RNA of Durotheca rogersii, 895 nucleotides long. RefSeq lists its product as uncharacterized. The transcript has a single exon. The coding region runs from base 132 to 752 and encodes 206 amino acids. The record is from RefSeq and is a predicted model, not a curated record. NCBI's taxonomy places the organism in Eukaryota, Fungi, Ascomycota, Sordariomycetes, Xylariales, Xylariaceae.
GUAACUACGUGGGUAUGCUGUAGGAGCUUGUAGAGCUGGUGCAUGUGCGUACAGACUCGUUUCCGGCAGCAAGUGAUAGCUCCCUGGUCAUUCCCUGCGGGCACUUUUUUCCCUCUCUUUUGGCCGUAGGUAUGUGUGGACCCUGGCCCGGAUUCUUGGUAGUGUUGCUUAUUGAUUUCGCCGUGCCAGGCGGUAGUACUUAUUGGACCCUUACGCAGUGGAUGCAGAGGGUGCAGAGUGCAGCGUCGUCCUUCCAUGCAGCCAGGUUGCUAUACUACGCAGUGGCAGUCUACGGACGCAUUAGAUCAGAUGCGCAACCUUGUCGGGAGGGUUCGUCAAGUCUCGAUGUCGCUUGGGUGCGUGGCUGUGGUUGUUAUGGGUUGGUAUGGGUUGGUAUGGGUGUAUGUAUGUAUGUGUGCGUGUGGGAGAGAGAUGGGGAUGGAGCUUGUCUUUUUCCCUCUCUGCCGCCCUCCCUCAAUAUCGUCAAUGUCACCGUCACGCAGCCUAGCACCGUCGCUGACGUACCUAUAUACAAAGUACAUACCUACAUACAUAGGGACCGGAGAAUAGUCCGUUGUUUUGAUCCCAGGAGGAUAUGGUAUUCGUCUAUUAUAGGGAGGGGGGAGGGGAAGGGAAGGGGGUGUAUCGGCCUUGUCAGGCAUUGCAAGACGACCUCGACUGGGUUGCGAAUCGCAGGCACGGGGUCUUGGGGGAAUACGUCGUCGGCAGCUCUCCCAGCUCCACCGCGUUGAUCCAGGCCGAGACUUGCGUCUAUUGCUACAGUAAUUUCGAGUCGAGGCCUAGUCCGUGUAAGUAUGUGUAUAUGUACGGGUGAGGAGAGGGCGGGAUAAAAAAAAUAUUUGAAAAAUAAGAAAUAAGAAAUAAAAAAUAAAAA